AUGCUCCGAGGCUUCACUUCUCCAUUUGACGCGACGGUCGUCAGUUUGCUGCAGGAUUCAGGUGCAGAUGUUAUCGGAAAAACGAAUUGUGAUGAAUUUGGGAUGGGGUCACUAAAUAUUCAUUCCUGCCACGGUCCAGUUUGGAAUCCAGUCAACCAAGACUGCGCAACUGAUUCCCUUGAAGCAAGAUCUGCCGGUGGAAGCUCUGGAGGAAGUGCUGCUGCUGUGGCUGCGGGAUUAUGCGACGCAGCGUUAGGCACGGACACAGGCGGAUCUGUUCGUCUUCCCGCAUCGUACUGUGGAGUUGUCGGACUCAAACCGUCCUAUGGUCUCAUUAGUAGAUGGGGCGUAGUUUCCUACGCAGAUAGUUUAGACUGCGUUGGCAUUCUGGCGUCCGAUGUCGAUACAACGGAACGCAUUUUUCACACGCUCGCGGUUUUUGACGCUUUAGAUCCUACUGCUGCGCCUCUUGGUCUGAGGAAGGAGGUGUACCAAUCUACGGAAAAGCGACUUUCUUCAAUAAAUUUUGCCAAAUCCAAUUCUCUGGAAGGAUUGCGUGUCGGCAUUCCGCAGGAAUACUUCCCCUCUGAACUAUCAACUGAAAUUAUACAGCAACUCCGGAAUGUCGUUUCCGAACUGAGAUUACGCGGGGCCAUGAUUAUCCCGAUUUCCUUGCCAUCCACAUCCUACGCCCUUAGCUCGUACUACGUUCUUGCUAGUGCAGAAGCGAGUAGCAAUCUAGCUCGUUACGACGGGGUGCAAUAUGGUUCGUAUGUUAAGCCGCCUCCGGGUACCGAUAUUACCAAGACAUCGAAUGUGUAUGCCCAAAGUCGAACAGCGGGUUUCGGUGAAGAAGUCCAGAAACGCAUUCUCCUCGGGACAUAUGCUCUCUCCGCCGAUGCUUUCGAUAACUACUUCCUCCAAGCCCAACGAGUCCGCCAGCUCAUCAAGGAGGAUUUCAAUCACGUCUUCGCCAUUCCAAAUCACUACUCUGACUCGCCGGUCAUGACCAGUUCAAAAUCUCCGAAAGUCGACGUUCUCUUACAUCCAUCCGCCAUUCGAACUGCUCCGCUGCUGAACGAAGUCUCGUCCGGUGCCUCCGAUCUCAGUGCCUAUGUUCAGGACGUUUUGACCGUGCCAGCAUCUUUGGCAGGCUUGCCCGCUUUGUCAGUCCCCGUGAAAGACUCGGACAGAGAAUCAGAACGGUGGCCUGUCGGUAUCAGUGUUGUAGGGCAGUGGGGUACAGAUGAGAUGGUUCUCGCUAUCGGAAAAGUCGUGCAGGAUUUAUAUCGAGAGUCCUGA
This is a messenger RNA of Cyclocybe aegerita, 1302 nucleotides long. NCBI's taxonomy places the organism in Eukaryota, Fungi, Basidiomycota, Agaricomycetes, Agaricales, Hemipholiotaceae. The record is from the annotation of a GenBank genome assembly.